Messenger RNA from Protopterus annectens (West African lungfish), 2748 nucleotides. RefSeq lists its product as uncharacterized. The transcript has 9 exons. The coding region runs from base 265 to 1392 and encodes 375 amino acids. Gene Ontology annotation, cellular component: plasma membrane. NCBI's taxonomy places the organism in Eukaryota, Metazoa, Chordata, Ceratodontiformes, Protopteridae. The record is from RefSeq and is a predicted model, not a curated record.
AAUCUGUAUUAAAAUAACUAACUAUUCUCAUAUAUCAACUACCGCCUUCUUUGUUGAAGAAACAUUUGGUAGUACUAGCUGAAUUUCAAGCAUCAUGUUCAUUUUCAAUAAUAAAACAGAGUUAUUGGCAAGUAUUUUCACAUUUUUCUAUAAAUAAUUAUUUGACAGACUGGAAGCUAGAGGCCAGCUUCUAUCUUUCACUUCCUUUAGUCACACACUAGGUGGAUUGUUACAGAACUGUUUGCAGUCAACAAAGUUUGCAUCAUGUUUGGAAGUACUCACAUGGCAUUACUUAAUAUCUGUUUUUUAGCUUUGAGCGCACAACUAGUACAGCGACCAAAGUUUGUAAAGGUCAGUGCUGGUGAGUCUGUAUCUAUCCUGUGUGAUACCGAACGUGAACGUUUACCUAUUAGCGACAUUUACUGGUAUAUACAAAUGCUAAAUGGAAGCUUUUACAGAGUAAAUCCAACAGAAAGGUUUACUACACCAAAUAAACCGACAGAUAAUAUCACUACAUUGCAAAUACAACAUGUACAGUGGAAAGAUUCAGGAACAUAUUAUUGUAUUUACUGUGUAGGUAACCAAAAAUUCUUCUUUGGAACUGGGACAAAAGUGAUUGUCACAGAUAUAACGACAGAGGGAAGAGCAACAGACAACAUGCAUAUUGAUAUCAUCUUUGAUGAACAUUCAUCUAACAGUUCAGUAGCUCUACUUUGUCUGGUAUGUAACCCUCCUUCUGGUGAGCUUUCGGUCUUCUGGAAUAUUUCUGGGGAUAUCAGGGAUGGACUAAACAGCUCUGAAUUUACAAAUAUUGAUGAUGAGUUCUGUAUCAGUACCUCAACGGAGAUAACAGCUGAGGCAUGGAAGAAUGGAACACCCUGCAAUUGUGCUGUGAAACAAGGAUCUGAGCAUCUUAUGACUGAAACCAUAAGCAAACAGAAUGCUAAUGAAUGUGCUUCGUUCAGAGGUCCAUGCACUUUUGUUGUUUUGGGAACAACUUUCUUUCUUCUCAUCAUGACAGUAGCUACAAAUGCCUGCUAUAGAAGAAAAAAAACAAAAGCACCUGAACAUUCUAUCACAGACAGCAUAAGGGGAAGCGGGUCUCAGACAGAAGAGAGCAGUACAGGAAGAAAGUAUGUGCACCAGAUUGAACCAGUGUACAAGACAGUGAUGUUGUCUCCAAAUGAUGAGGAGAGAAACAGGAAUCAAGCCCUCUGUAUAGAAAGGAGGGACAGACUUGAAGAGCAGCAAGGGGAGAGAGAAAAUGUUGACAGGCAUUCUGCUGACAGCAUAAACAGUAUCAGCCUGAGUCAAUAUCAAAAAAUGGAUCAUGGUCGGCAAGGAAUAUACUAUCUUGCUGGAAAUCCCAGUCAAAUCAUUUUUAAGAACUAAAAAUAAAAAGCAACAUAAAUGCCAUCCUUAUAACAGAAGCCUACUAACCACCAGUUUAAUGAUUUUGUGUAUUUGAAAUAGGAACAUUCACCCACAGUUUGUAUACAAGAACCUAAUAUGAACCUAAUAUGCCUGAAAGCAGUUUAUUUGAAAAUGUAUCUUAUACUGAUAACCCAAGAAAAGAUUAAUGGCAUGAUAAGUACAUUGCCUAUAAUUGUCUUGCAAAUGCUUUUAAUUGUACAAUUUCAGUUAUUGCAGUAAAAUAAUGAUCAUAGUUUUCUUUAAUGAAUGUGAAUAUUAUUUUCAUAAUAUUUGUAAGUGUCCGAAAGUGAAAUUUCAAACCAGAUCAUGUUAUUUUGUAAAUAUUAUAGGGAAGCAAAUAGCAACAGCAUACAAAUGGGGUAACACAGCUAGCACAAUGAAAAUACAAAAAGGCAGAAUACGUUCUACUUAAACUGAGUUCACAAACACAGAAGGCAUGGUAAGUGGUCUGAAUGACGAUGCACUCCUGAAGACCUACAUAAGUAACAAUGAUGAAAGAUGCAAAUGUGUUAGCAUCCUUUUUUUGUUGGUAAAAAAAAAAAAAAAAACAUGCAACAGGGUGGCUGCACAAUAAAUUGCAGAAACGAUGCAAAUGAUUUUAUCAAUAGUGGAGGAGUGCUCUUAGAUAUGACAGCUUAAAGCAUUGCAAAUAAUGCAAAACCUUAAAUCUGGAAAGCAGUAGUAUGAAGCUGGGGUGGUGGCAACAGCAACAUCAAAAGCAGAAAUAAACUUUGGGGGGGGGGGGGUGUUUCAUAAAGAGUUCCGGAAGCAGUGUAACAAGAAGGCAAAGGAGGCAGGUGGAGCACUGCCAUAGACAGGAUAAUCCAUUAUCUGCAGAACAUAAGAAGUUACUAUGACAACACAGAAACACCUUAAAAGAGGAGCUUUCAGUGGAGGGCAGCAGGACUGGUACAUGUUCUUCACCAGAGCAUACAUAAACUCAGGCUAGUAGAGCUUAAUGUGCACAGUCAUGAUAAAAGGAAGCAAAGAGUAACAAAAUAGAAGCACAUGAAGUGUUUUAGUUAAUGUUUUGAAGUAAGUAUAAGUAACGAACUCUUGGAGAUGGCAGUGACCCACUUACUAUAUACAAAGCUAAAGUGUACAUUUGUGAAAUAAAACAUUUGUUUUGAUGCAUUUUAUUUUGUUGAUAAGAAUGGUUUCCUGAAAACUUUCUUAGAGCUGUAGGCCCUACCAUGACAUUGUGAUUGUUUAUGUUAUAUCAUAUUUUCAUGCUAAGUGCAACAAUAGAAAAUGCAAUAAUAAAUGUACAGUGUGUGUAAAUAGCUGCUCUUUUAAAUAAAAAUGAUUUUUAUU